CGCCGCCUGGCUGCGACCCCGCCGUAACCGUUCUGUGCAGUGGCGUCCGUUUCACCAGGCAGGCUCUAGGACGGGCCGGCGCAGGCGGGCUGCACACCUGGCACCCAGGAUCUGCCUGUCCGGCUGGCCCGUGCUCCUUUUUGGCCGGCGGGUUUCGCCCACGCCCGCUUUGCCACCCGCAGGGGUGGUUUUAGUAUAAAGUUGUCCUUGAUACUUUUAAAACAUGUUGUCAGAAGCCUGUUACUUCGAGCAGGGUUUAGCUUAAGAUACAAACACACGUACGCACGCACCAUUGUAUUUACGAGGUCUGCGUCUCGCGGCUCGUGCCUGCGUAGUGUCCCAAAACUCUAGACGGGCUUUUCUGGGGGAAAAGUUAUUAUGCCUGAGUUAUAGGGCCACGGAGAAGGCGGUGCAGAAUUUGAUUGCCUUCCAGAAGCCUCCAGUUCGAUGCUUUAGUUUCCAAAAGAUGAAAACACUGCAAAUGGUUCUUUUGAAGAAUAAGUUGGUGCAGUAGUGACGCAUCACUCUUUCUUGGUGUGUGAAGAAAGUCCAGAGAACUGAGGCAGUUUCUAAGAAGAGUGUGCUAGGGAUGCUCUAGGAAAAGACUGAGUGCUGAAGAACAGGAGCAUCAUGGAUCAGAACAACAGCCUGCCGCCUUAUGCUCAGGGCUUGGCCUCUCCCCAGGGUGCCAUGACUCCCGGAAUCCCCAUCUUCAGUCCAAUGAUGCCUUAUGGCACGGGACUCACACCGCAGCCUGUUCAGAACACCAACAGCCUGUCUAUUUUGGAAGAGCAGCAGAGACAGCAGCAGCAGCAGCAGCAGCAGCAGCAGCAACAACAGCAGCAGCAGACAGUGGCGGCUGCGGCAGCAGCUGUGCAGCAGUCAGCACCCCAGCAAGCGACUCAAGGGGCCUCAGGCCAAACCCCACAACUCUUCCAUUCACAGACUCUUACAACUGCACCCUUGCCGGGUACCACGCCCCUGUACCCCUCCCCGAUGACCCCCAUGACCCCCAUCACCCCAGCUACACCAGCCUCUGAGAGCUCUGGGAUUGUGCCACAGCUGCAAAAUAUUGUAUCUACAGUAAACCUUGGUUGUAAACUUGACCUAAAGACCAUUGCACUUCGUGCCCGAAAUGCUGAAUAUAAUCCCAAGCGGUUUGCUGCUGUAAUCAUGAGAAUAAGAGAGCCACGAACCACAGCGCUGAUUUUCAGUUCUGGAAAAAUGGUGUGCACGGGAGCCAAGAGUGAAGAACAGUCCAGACUAGCAGCAAGAAAAUAUGCCAGAGUUGUGCAGAAGUUGGGUUUUCCAGCCAAGUUCUUGGACUUCAAGAUUCAGAAUAUGGUGGGGAGCUGCGAUGUGAAGUUCCCCAUAAGACUGGAGGGCCUCGUGCUCACCCACCAGCAGUUCAGUAGUUAUGAGCCAGAGUUAUUUCCUGGAUUAAUCUACCGAAUGAUCAAACCUAGAAUUGUUCUCCUUAUUUUCGUUUCUGGAAAAGUUGUGUUAACAGGUGCUAAAGUCAGAGCGGAGAUUUACGAAGCAUUUGAAAACAUCUACCCCAUUCUCAAGGGGUUCAGGAAGACGACGUAGUGGCUGUCAUGUGCUCCUGCCCCCCAGCGCCCCCUUUGUUUUUUAAACAAAUCAGUUUGAUACCUUUCAUGGUGUGGUGUGAGAAGACCGAUGCUCAGGUGUAGGCCGCGUCACCAAGCAGCUCUUCCGGCCGGUCCCCCUGCGGGAUGCUGGGGGGUCCUUGCCUGCACUGAGAACACCCCGCAGCGUUACUGUGAGUUGCUCGUACUGUGCUGCUAUCUGGGCAGCGCUGCCCGUUUAUUUAUAUGUAGAUUUUAAACACUGCUGUUGACGAGUUGGUUUAAGGGAUAAAACUUCCAAGUGAUGAAGCCACCUAUACAAUUGGACUUAUUUUGUUUAAUUUUUCCCCAUAAACCACAGUUUUUAUAUUUCUACCAGAAAAGUAAAAAUCUUUUUUAAAAGUGUUGUUUUCUAAUUUGUAACUCUUAAGGGUUAUUUUUGUGCCAGACACAUUCCGCCUUUCCAGUAUUGCAGGACAGAAUAGAUGUAUUAACGGAACAAACGGCUGUACAUACUUUUCUUUCUUCAGAGUACUCUGUACAAUAAAUGCAGUUUACAAAAGUGUUAGAUUGUUGUUACGAUACCUUGUAAGUCAUGUGAUCAUACUGUUAAAAAAUUGUAUUUUAGAUAUAAUGGCUGAAACCA
Chinchilla lanigera (long-tailed chinchilla) is the source of this 2235-nucleotide messenger RNA. RefSeq names its product TATA box binding protein (gene Tbp). The transcript is spliced from 8 exons. The coding region runs from base 631 to 1590 and encodes 319 amino acids. The record is from RefSeq and is a predicted model, not a curated record. NCBI's taxonomy places the organism in Eukaryota, Metazoa, Chordata, Mammalia, Rodentia, Chinchillidae. Gene Ontology annotation, biological process: DNA-templated transcription initiation. Gene Ontology annotation, molecular function: RNA polymerase II general transcription initiation factor activity; DNA binding.